CCUGGGUGGUGGGGUGUUGUGGGGCCUCUGCGGCCCUUCGCGGUGGUUGCUGGGAAGAGGACGUCGGCCAGAGUUACUGGGGCUGGCUGGGCUCGGCGCAGUGAGGCGGGAGGUCGUUGAAGACCAGGAUCCCGCCAGGAGUACCUUUGAGGAAAGCAGAGUAUUUCUGUGAGUACGGUCUAUAUCCUGCCUCGGCUGCCUUUUCUGGAAGGAUUGUAACAGGAUGUCUGCACAGUCGGUGGAAGAAGAUUCGAUACUUAUAAUCCCAAAUCCAGAUGAAGAAGAAAAGAUUCUGAGAGUGAAACUGGAGGAGGACCCUGAUGGUGAAGAGGGGUCGAGCGUUUCCUGGAAUCACCUCCGUGACCCAGAGGUUUUUCGACAGCGGUUCAGACAGUUUGGAUACCAGGACUCACCAGGUCCCCGAGAGGCUGUGAGCCAGCUCCGAGAACUUUGCCGCCUGUGGCUCAGACCAGAGACACACACUAAGGAGCAGAUACUGGAGCUGGUAGUGUUGGAGCAGUUUGUUGCCAUCCUACCUAAGGAGCUACAGACUUGGGUUCGAGAACAUCACCCAGAGAAUGGAGAGGAGGCAGUGGCCGUUCUGGAGGACUUGGAGAGUGAGCUCGAUGAUCCUGCACAGCCGGUUUCUCUCCGCCGGCGGAAACGGGAAGUGCUUGUAGAGGAGACGUCUCCAGAAGAUGCUCAGGGGUUACCAAGUUCGGAGCUCGAUGCUGUAGAGAACCAGCUCAAGUGGGCAUCCUGGGAACUCAGCUCUCUGAGGCACUGUGAUGAUGAUGUUAGGACAGAAAAUGGAGCGCUGGCUCCAAAGGAGGAGAUUGCUUCCGCUGUGGAAUCUCAGGAAGUUCCUGGCACUCUUAAUAUAGGUGUUCCUCAGAUUUUUAAAUAUGGAGAAACCUGUUUACCCAAGGGCAGAUUUGAAAGAAAGAGAAAUCCCUCUCGAAAGAAACAGCACAUAUGUGACGAAUGUGGAAAACACUUCAGCCAGGGCUCAGCCCUUAUUCUUCACCAGAGAAUCCACAGUGGGGAGAAGCCUUAUGGAUGUGUCGAGUGCGGAAAAGCCUUUAGCAGAAGCUCCAUCCUUGUGCAGCACCAGCGAGUCCACACUGGUGAAAAACCUUACAAGUGUCUUGAGUGUGGGAAAGCCUUUAGCCAGAAUUCUGGGCUUAUUAAUCAUCAGCGAAUCCACACUGGGGAGAAACCUUACGAAUGUGUUCAGUGUGGAAAGUCCUAUAGUCAGAGCUCAAACCUUUUUAGACAUCAGAGACGACACAAUGCGGAAAAACUUUUGAAUGUUGUGAAAGUUUAAGAAAUUAAGGGGAAACAAUGAGCACUCAGGUCUUUUUCUUCAGAAAUGAAGACAAUUAAAAACAUGAAGUGAUAAAGAAAAGAUUUUUUCCCUGUCGACUGAGAAAAUCCACUGGGAGUUACAAAAGAAAAUCUUCAUUCACCAUUAUUAUCUUUGAAGAAAUGGUGUUAUGCCUAAAAACUGAAAUUUUAAAUAAUUCAGGUAUUAAUACCUAAAAUUUCCAUGUGAUAUUUAUAUUCUCUUUUCUCCCAAGUAAUGAGCUACCUGAUUCUUUGUCACUUUCUUAACAAUUUCCUUUUUCAGACAAAGAGUUUAUUUCUGUGUUGGUCAUUGGAAUGUUGUUUUAUAAGGAUACAUACCUUUCUAUUUUAAAAGGCAACAUAAGAAUUGUAAAAUCUAAAAGCCCAUCAUUUAAAAACAUCUUUGAACAUUUAGUUUCCUUUUGUUCGGUUUGAGUAUAUUUGGGGAAACUAGAAGAUAGAGACUAGUCAAAGCCUCAGUGUUGAAUGCGCCUUAAGAUCUCAGACGAGUGAUGGUGGCAGAAUUUUAAGGAGUGAAGGGAAAAGCUGGAAGAGUUACACACUGAAGUGUAUCAGUUACAUACAGUCAUCUUUCCUUAGGAAAACUUCAACAACAACAAAAAAAUCCAAAAAACUGAUUUCAUCUAAGUUGUGGGCAUCUUACUACUGAAGAGAUUCCCUGUAUAAAAACAGCACUUGGGAAGUGAAGGUGAACAGAACACUAGGAAGAAUGCUGGUGUUGGAAAGCAGAUGUAAAAAUUAAGGCACUUAGAUGAUGUGGCUUUUAGAAAAAUCUCAAAUCUAACUCAUUUUGCUCUCAUCCUAGUUAAGGAUAUAGAAAACUCCUUGAUGGGAGGGCAGCAAUAUCAGGUUUGCUCUUUUUAUUCCUUUGGUACAAAAGGGUUGAACACCAGGCUAAAACAGCCAUGCAUUUGUUACUAAACAUUUUACCGACAAUGCACUGUGCUAGGUACUGUAAUCCUACUGUAAGUGGUAGGUGUUUGUUCCCCUGUAAGUCAUAGGGUUCCCGUCAGCAUUCCCAGGUCACCUCUGAGAUUCCCAGAGUGUAGUUCUCUUAGCAGUGUGUUGUUUUUGGAGGGAGAGACGUCAGCUCAGAACGCUAGCUAGUCAGCUCUUCGCACUUUUCAGAGGUGAGCUCAAGGAUACCCUCUGUUAGUUUAAACAGUUUUGAAUCUUAAAAAUCCAAAUGUAAUUUCUAGUAGUAUUGUAGUUAUAACUACAUGUUAAGUUGAAUGGACCGUUCUACUUUAAAAAUAAAUAACUAGGCUAUGAAUAACUAGUUUUAUUAACUGGCAGAAUUGAUUAAAUUUUUUAAUUUACAGUCUUAACACAUUUUUCUUAAAAGCAUAUUAAAAGUAAUACAUUUUAGUAGUAGGAUUCUGUAUGCCCUGGCUAAGAAUCCAGGUUCUGCGGUUCUGCUGUUGAGUAGCAAACUCUGGAAGUUAAAGCAUUGUGUAUAAGAAAAUGUGGGGUUUUUGUUUGGGUUCCUUUUUUUUUUUUUAAUGUAAGACAGGCGUCAUUACAUGGAAAAUGAUCCAUGGGAGUACAAAUAUUUGCAGCAAUUUGGGUUAUAUCUGGUACUUGGUUGAAUUUUAAACUGAAAAGUGAGAUUUUUGCGUGAGUCAGUUGAAAACAGUUCUAAAUGCAAUGCAGCUGGUGAAAUGAGGCAGAAUGAAGCUUGUCAUAGAUUUCUGAUAACAAUUCUAAGAAACGUGCUUUAUAGAUUAAGAUUUAUUGAAGUAUAAAUAUGUAGUAAUGCUAUAAUGUAUUUUUAAGUUAUACAAGAAAAUGUAGGGACUUCUGUUUGGGUCUUUUCUCUGUGGCUGAGAGCAAACAAGUUAGUGUCCAAUAAGGUUGUAAACGCCUCUGCUCUCAGGUAGCGUAACCUGGAAUCGCGCGCGUUCCUUACUUGUUUAUGGCUGGUUCUUUCCCGGUAGGUUUUGAGGUGGCACAUUUGAUGGCUGCUGGGAUGACAGAGGAGGUGAUAGGGAGUAACCUGUCAGGGUGGAAUGCCAGACUUACCAAUUUUAGGGGUAGAUUUGGUAAUGUGGAAGCACAGAAAAGGCGGUAUUAGAGUUGGCAAAUAGGUGUUGUCUUGCCAGCUCUGACCCCUGUGUAUCUGUUGGGAAGGAAGCUCAGACAAGGGACUGGUCUAAAACCCCUCAUGGUAUACAGGAAAAGGAAAGCAGUGGGGUGUAUAUUUAACUGACUCUGGCUAGGCGUAAGUCUCCACUAGACAGAUUCACAGUAACAGCGAUUGCUGUCUUCAUAACUGUCCCCACACAGAUCAUCAUGAUUUGGGGGUACCCAGUCUAAUGAAGCAGACAUGAGCAGGUGGCAAGCAGUAGCCUAGCCAAUACCUGGUUAGCAUGUGAGCACUUCUGUGAAGGCAUGCACACUAACGGGCCCAACAGGCUGUCUGGUGAUUUUAUAGUCACAGAUGUUUGACCAUUAGCAGCCUGUCUUAGAUUCGUGUGAGCUUCGGGGAGGGUGCCUGUUCUGAGAGAAUGUGCAUGCUAAGCAUUCUUGGAGUACUUAAUCAUCUAGAUUUGUGGACUAGCAAAACAAGACCCAGUGAUCUCAGAACUUGUGACUUGGAAAUGGCCACUUAGAACUGCAACAUAAACCUAGUUCUGUGGAUUCCACAGGCCAGUUUGUUUGUUUGUUUGCUUGCUUACUCUGUCAAGAGUGAUGGUGUUAGCCAGGCGGUGGUGGCGCACACCUUUAAUUCCAGCACUCCAGAGGCAGAGGUAGGUGGAUGUUUGUGAGUUCAAGGCAAA
Molecule: messenger RNA, 4148 nt
Organism: Arvicola amphibius (Eurasian water vole)
Lineage: Eukaryota; Metazoa; Chordata; Mammalia; Rodentia; Cricetidae
Gene: Znf24
Product: zinc finger protein 24
Exons: 4
Coding region: 224-1327 (367 amino acids)
Biological process (GO): regulation of transcription by RNA polymerase II
Molecular function (GO): RNA polymerase II cis-regulatory region sequence-specific DNA binding; DNA-binding transcription factor activity, RNA polymerase II-specific
Source: RefSeq, a predicted model, not a curated record